UGACAUUCUUAUCCAAGAAUAUUUGGAAUCAAGAAAGUGUUUAUUUCCUGAGACUACACUCAAACCAAAACACCACUUCAUGCGGCACUAUCCGGCACUAAUCUUGAAAUUUGGCCCUUUAAUCAGAGUAUGGACGAUGCGUUUUGAAAGUAAACACAGCUACUUCAAAAGAUGUGCCAGGCAUUUGAAAAACUUCAAAAACAUCUGUCUGACUUUAGCUGAACGACAUCAGCUGUUUCAGGCAUAUCUUGCAGUUGGGCCAGGAUGCACUCAGCUCCUGCAAGUCAAAGACAGCUGUAUCUUUUACCCCAACCUCUACAGUGACGCAAUUAAACAUGCAGUCGGAGAGUUUGGCUUUGAUGAAAACAAUACUACUGUUUCCACCAACAUACAGUAUAAAGGCACAUCAUAUAAAAAAGGGAAUUUCCUUGUGUCAAAAAAUGAUGAGUCCAUGGAGUUUGGAGAACUUGUCAUCAUUCUGAUUAAAAAGGAAGCGGCUGUGUAUUUUGUCAUUGAUGUACAUGAAGCUGGCUAUCUUUCUGAAUACCAUAUGUACUCAGUGACAAAACGGAGUACAAGGAUGCAAUGUCUUAACAUUAAUGACUUGGUAGAUUUCUACCCAUUACCAUCAUACAUUGUGAACGGGUUACAAGUCAUUCCCCUAAAACACAGUGUGUUGUCGAAAUAAAUAUGAUCCUGGCCAGUGAGAUUAAGAAACUAUUCAAAAAAUAGUAUGCUUGGUAGAAAUAGAAAAACACCAUUUGAAAGUGGUCUUGGCUUUCCUUUUAAGAUGCAUAAAUGUCUAAAUCAUCACUCACAUAACACUUUUCAAGCAAGUAGAGUUUCAGCUUAACUAUGUGUUGAAUAACUUAUUUCUCUUCAGUUGUCAUUCUUCUUUGAUUAUAGAUAUGACUGACUUGGAGCAAUCGUUCCUACGCUCCGCAAUCACUGAGGUCUUGCCUGACCUUCCAGAGAUGAUAAAAGAUGUUUUAGAAGAGCACUUGCAAUCCCUUGGGGUAGAGACCUGUGAUGAUUUCCAGUUCAUUGAGGAAGCUGACUUGCUGUCUGCGCUGAGGCCAAUUCAAGCACGAAAAGUCGUUGCAGUCUUGAAACAGAGAUGGAAGUCAAGUAUUACAACCAGCAGCUCAUCUGAUGCUUCACCAGGACCUCCUCCAUCCUUGCAGUCUCUUUCACCAGGAAGUUCAACUCCAACCUCUUCAAACAGCAGCCAAAGCCCUCAUGUCGACUGGGUGGAUACCUUUGUGAUUCCGUGGGAUAAGUUCCCUGAGGAACUGACGCAGACUUUGGAGAGAGAAAAGCGACCAAGUCCACGACUGAGAAGGGAGAUGGUCCGCCUUGUGGUUCAAGUGAUGACACAAAAAAGUUCCUGCAUAAGUAGAAGGAGCUCUAUUGAAGUUGCAAAAAAGAUGGUAUCAAAAUAUCCCAAAUCAUUGCAAGACGUCAUAGAAGGAGACGUGAUUGGGCAAGGGUAUCACUCUCUUGUUAAGCAAUUGCAAAACCGAAUCGAGAAUAUGAAGCGAUCAACAACCCCAAAAAUAAGAAAGCGAAGGUAUUGCACUGAUGAUACUGACACAGAUGAAGUCCCCCCAGAAAAGAGAGCAGCGAUCCAGGACACUUAUGGGUGCAUAACCUGGGAUCCAAAAUUCCUUCCUCUUGGAGAGACCCCAGAGAGCCAGAAGGAAAAGAGAGAAAAAAUGAAGAGACCGGACGUUAAUUCAGAGGAGCUCAAAAGCCUAAUGAAGAACACUUUCUACUCCCAGCGUAAAGAAGUUAACCAAGGGAAAAACAUCAAGCAUCACCUGGAACAGUGGCCAUUUUUCUUUGAGGAACUUGGCAUGGCAGUCCACUUCAGGGAACUCACCGGAAUUGGGCUUCAAGAAACGUUCUCGAGGAAUCUGGAUAUGAAAGGGAAACGACUCCUGAACUACCUGAACACUGUUGCUGUCCACAAGAACAAAAGGUUCCUACAGGCUUUAACAAAGUUAAAAGCGAUGAGAGGAAAGCUGUGUGGUCUCUCUGAAGACGUCAAAGAGAUGGUGCUGCUUCUGUUGUCAUACUUCAAUGAGAAAGAAGACGCGAUGUUCUGUUACGUGGAGGACACGUGUCUGGCCGAGGAAAUACAGAUGGAAAAAGUCCACUUGACCCCUACCAUUGUUGUGUGUGGUAAGUAUCUUUUCUCAGUAAUUUAGUCAAAUUUGCCUUAAAAGGCUACAUUUCACUCUCCACCUAUAUACAACACACUGUAUCUAUGUUAAGCAAUUUAACAGACCUUAAACUGUUAAAGAAAAGUGCUUAAAAAGUUUUAAAUGUUUCAGGAAGACAUGCCUUUUAAUGUUAUGAUUUUUUCCUCUUUAGGACAAUCCUGCUUUUCUUCAAGGCGAACCAUGCUGAGCGUGGAUCGAAAUAUCGUCAACGACCACAUCCCCUCAUUCAUUUCUGCCCUGUGCUUGAUGUUUGGGAGCUUCUAUUGUUUCAACAUUCAUUACCCGUCAGAGCUGGCAUCAACGCUGGAGUUUCUGCAAAGGUGUUUUUUCUCCAUCAACCCAGAGAAGGGCACUAAAGUGGAGAAGACCCACACAUCCCGUCUUCACGUGAACCCAAGGGUCCUCACCUUGAUCCAGGAUCUUUCGGAUCAUGAAUGGUGCGAUGUCUGAACAUGGACUUAGUAAGACUCAGUAAGAUGUAUGGCAUGCCACUCACAGCUUGAAGGUUUAUAUCAGCCCAUUAUGUUCUUUGUAUUUCAGGCUUAAAGGGUAAUUCCGGUGUAAAAAGGAUUUGGGAUAUGUUUUGAAUGAUAACGAGUUGAAACAUUCGUUUUGGAGCACAAAAAUCGCAUAUAGACUCAUUCUUCAGUUGGCUGUUUUUAGCAGAUUCUAUCAAAACGCUAUAAACUUGGAACAAUGGGGGUACUGGUUAUGGUAAAAACUAAAUCGCUAUUUUAAACCACUUAAAAGUCUAAAAGUAGCCCGACACUUCUUGGGUAGUAUAAUAAGGGUCUUAAAAACGAGGCAUUGAGAACUUUGUAAGUGUACAGAUUGUUUAUUAUAAAGGACAUUUUAUAAACACAAUACAAUUAGUAGAUCACCCGUCAACGCCAUUUUGUUUUUAAGACUUGAUAGGUAGAUUGACGAGCACAGAAAUUAUGACAUCCGUCAGCAACACGCAAGCUCUGUGUUCGUCAAUCUACUUAUCGAGUCUUAAAAACAAAAUGGCGUUGACGGGUGAUCUACUUAUUGUAUUGUGUUUAUAAAAUGUCCUUUUUAAUAGACAAUCUGUACACUUACAAAGUUCUCAAUGCCUCGUUUUAUAUCUUAAGACCCUUAUUAUACUACCAAAGAAAUGUCGCGCUACUUUUAGCCUUUUAAGUGGUUCAAAAUAGCAUUACCAUAACCAGUGCCCCCAUUGUUCCAAGUUUAUAGCGUUUUGAUAGAAUAAGCUAAAAACAGCCAACUAAAGAAUGUGUAUCUGCGGUUUUUGUGGUCCAAAACGAACGUUUCUACUCGUUAUCAUAACAAAACAUCCCAAAUCCUUUUUACAUCGGAAUUACCUUUUAAACAGUGAGUAAAAGUUACAGAAUUUGUAUGCAAUUGUAAAGUUUUCUUUUUGUGUUUCCUCAUUAGUAUUAGUAUGGCUUGUUUUAAGAAAGUGGCCAUUUUGUAUAUUUCUAAUUAGAAAAUUAAGAAGGUAUUCUAAAAAUGCACAAAUAGUAAGAAUACCAUUUGAAAAGGUGAACGUGACCUUAGUUUUCCCUCUAAAUUAUCACUGUACACAAAGUUCAUCUUAUCUUCUAAUGUAUUAUGCUGACUCCAUCUUUGAAGGGUGUUAAGAAUUCUACUUGUCGGAAAGUCUGUCUUUAUCGUUCCUCUUUCAGUACCAACAAUAUGGCAACUAAUUGUUCAAAUGUCAUUUAUUGUGCUUGUGAAGUACAUUAUGACUGUUUGGAAAUGUAAAAUGUUACCUUCUGUGAGAAUAAUAAAUUCCUGGAAAGGCAAGUUAUUUGAUUUAUUUCCUCUUUAAGUGCACUAACCUAGUCAUUUUGAACACUGUUAACUCUGUUUUCCAAAUUCUUUGUAAAGGGCAAACAUUUACAAAAGAUGGCACUGCAGUUUAAAAGUCUGAAAUAUUGAAUCCGCCUGUAAUGUUUAGGAAAGUUAGUAUUCUGCUGAGAUCUGAUCCUAGCAAGUGGUGAACAUUUAUUUUUAGGCAGUUUCACUGUUAGAUUAAUACUCGGUUGGAGUCAAAACUAUUUUUUACGCCCUUUGUAAUAAAUACAUUUGCAGUAUUUAGGUAUUUUUACUAUAAAACUUUUCAGUAAAAAUGUCAAUGAAAUUUGGUUAAAACAACUGCGUUAUAAUGAGACUUUAACAGUCAAAAAAGGUUAUUAGGUUGAUAUUUCUUGUCAAAUUGAAUGGGCGUAAACAUACAAUUUACAACAAUUGCAUGUAAAUAUCACAGAAAUAAUUUGUUUUAACGGCAGCUUCGGCAUGUUAAUUCAGCAGAAAAGAGCUUUUAUAUAUGCAACAAUAGCAUGUAAAUAUCACAGAAAUAAUUUGUUUUAAUAGCAGCUUCGGCAUGUUAAUUCAGCAGAAAAUAGCUUUUAUAUAUGCAACAAUAGCAUGUAAAUAUCACAGAA
Gadus macrocephalus (Pacific cod) is the source of this 4654-nucleotide messenger RNA. RefSeq lists its product as uncharacterized. NCBI's taxonomy places the organism in Eukaryota, Metazoa, Chordata, Actinopteri, Gadiformes, Gadidae. The record is from RefSeq and is a predicted model, not a curated record. The transcript has 2 exons. Bases 909 to 2210 code for a protein of 433 amino acids.